Molecule: messenger RNA, 407 nt
Organism: Macrosteles quadrilineatus (aster leafhopper)
Lineage: Eukaryota; Metazoa; Arthropoda; Insecta; Hemiptera; Cicadellidae
Exons: 4
Coding region: 12-362 (116 amino acids)
Source: RefSeq, a predicted model, not a curated record
GUUACGCAACAAUGAGUGGCAAAGUGUAUUUUGUGUUUAUCAUUUCAGUUUUGUUUACAGCAAAUGCUCUUCUAGGACAAUUUGGAAAAAUUAGGAAACGUAAGAACUUCCGGAAUGUGCAAAACAACACGGUGGAGGUGGAUGACCUAGCUAUGUAUUAUACUCGUAGAACGACUCCUUUUCCACGGCUUCGAGUAACUGUGGAUCCUAGCAUUGAGGCUUACUACCAAAGAAAGCACAGAAAAGAGGAGUUGAUAAAGAGGGCUUAUUUUGAAAAAGCUAAAAAACAAAAACGGAACAAGCAAAAUCCAAUCGAGAAGAACAAAGAUCCAUCCUUACAAACUGCUCCGGCCUUGGACUAAAACUCGAAGAGAGAAUUUAAAUCAUCAACCUUCAACUAUCUAGGA